AUGUCGUUUGAAGGCACAAAGCAGUUCAAUGUCAUAAACUCCUACUUCAUCGGGCCCAAAGCGGCCAAUUUGCCUGACUUCAGAGCGAACAUCAACACCAUUCUUGAUGAAUUGCUCGAGGCCCGCAUGGACUAUUGGCCUGCAGACAAUCAUCGGAAAUUCAUCCCCAAAGAUGUCCGCACGUCAGAAGAGUUCCGUCGGGUCAGAGACAAUGUCAGCGAUGCCGUCCGAAAGGUCGCAGCCCUGAUGGGGAAGCACUCGGUGCCGUUCUGGUCUCCCCGGUAUCAGGGCCACAUGUGCACCGACUUGACCAUGCCGUCCAUGUUGGGGUACUUUAUGACCAUGAUCUACAACCCAAACAAUGUUGCCCUUGAAGCUAGUCCCAUUACCACCGUCGCGGAACUCAAGGUCGGACAGCAGCUGUGUGAGCUGUUUGGAUACAACAUCAAGGAUGAGCCUUUACCGUGGGGCCAUAUCACCUGCGACGGUACAGUGGCUAAUCUGGAGUCCAUCUGGGUCGCACGAAACCUCAAGUUCUACCCUCUCGCUCUGAAAUGGGCCAUCGAAAAGGGAAAACUGCAGUUCAUCAAGGACGAAUUCAAGGUGCAUCCGUGCUCCAGUGACCUAAAGAAUCCCAACGAAAAAGAGUUGUUCGUCAAAAUGGACAACUGGACGCUUCUUAAUCUGCGCCCUGAAACUGUCCUCGGAUUGCCAGAGGCUCUGGGCAAAGAAUUUGGCAUUUCCACCCCGUUCCUCGAGUCUGCCUUGGAGGAAUAUAACAUCCAGACGGGUGGACGGGGGCCGUUGGAGGAGUACCACAAACUUCCCAAGGAGAUGAAGGAGAUGAAAUACCUGCUAGGAACCACUCGCCACUACUCGUGGCCCAAGGGACUUGCAAUUGCCGGAAUUGGAUCAGGAAACCUCACUGAAAUCGAGGUUGACCUCAACGCCCACAUCAACAUCAAGAAGCUGGACGAGCAGCUGCAUACAUAUGCCAAAAAGAAAAUCCCCGUCUAUGCAGUAGUUGCCAUUAUUGGAUCUACCGAAGAAGGUGCUGUCGAUCGUCUCUCGCAAAUUGUUAAAAUUCGAAAGACGCUACAGGAGAAAUACGGCAUGUCGUUCCUCAUCCACGCCGAUGCCGCCUGGGGAGGCUACUUUUCCACAAUGAUCGACAAAGAGCACCCGGAGCUGAUCGGAAAGGAAACAAAGUACCGUAACUUCAAGAAAGGUCCAGUGCCUGCCUUGACCUUGAAAAAGGACACCGAGGAGGACCUCUUUGCCCUUAAAGAUGCGGAUUCCAUCACUGUUGACCCGCACAAAGCUGGAUAUGUUCCGUACCCUGCUGGAAGUCUGGUGUACCGUGAUGGUCGAAUGAGGCAUCUGGUAACAUGGUCCAGUCCGUACCUAUCCCAGGGAUCGUCUGAAAAUAUUGGUGUCUAUGGUGUCGAGGGCAGUAAACCUGGAGCUGCAGCCAUGUCGACGUGGCUCUCCAACAAGACCAUUGGACUUGAUCCACAUGGCUACGGAAUGCUGCUGGGUGAGGCCGCAUUCACAAGUGCCCGGACCGUUGUCCAUGGUGUGGAGCAGGAAACGCCCAUAUAUAACAAAGACUUCAUCUGCGUUCCCUUCAACAGGCUCAGAUGCGAGAAAGAUGAUGGAAAGCCAUUCAGCUCCCCCGAGUUCGAAGAAGAGAGAAAUUGGAUUCGAGAACACAUCCUGGGCAAAGAAAACGGUGAAAUCAUGAAGAAUAACGAUGCUAUGGAGAGACUGCGUGAGUUGGGGUCUGAUCUCAACAUCAACGCCUUCGCCCUCAAUUGGUACUAUGAGGAUGGCACACUCAACACCGACCUGGAGGAGGCCAACUACCUCAUGAAGAGAGUCGUUGACAGACUGUCUAUCAUUUCCGCCGAUACCGAUCCAUCCCAGAUCCCAUUGUAUCUAACCUCGACCAAGUUUGAGCCCAAGUUGUACGGAAAAUGCGCUCAGAACUUUAUGAGCAGACUGGGGGUCAAGCCUUGCAAGCAGGAUCUGUUUGUUCUGCGCAAUGUCGUCAUGAGCCCAUUCCCAACUCAGCAGAACUUCAUCGGUGAGCUGAUGGAGUGCUUUGAGGAGGUUGUCAGAGACGAAGUCAAGAACUGCCGCAAGCGUAACAGCAAAGAUGCACACGAUGCCAAGUUCAUCAUCAGGGGAACCAAGCAAGUCUAUCUCGACCUUCAAACCUCGUUCCACACUGCGACUCUCCGGCAGCAGCUUAUUGUUGCUGCAGACCUCCUCGGGAACCUGAAGGCUCACUAUGACUCCCUGGUGGAUGACAAGCCGGAGGAAACAAUGAUCCUAGAGGCUGCUGAAAAGAUCGAUCUAAAGGCUAUGAUCGGUGAUCUUAGUACGGCGCAAUUCAAGGUCAAGGUUUAUAGCAAGGAAAAUCCGGCAUCCUUCAAGGAAGGAGAGGUCAAGUUAACCAAGAUCGUCAAGAGCCGACCCCUCAACACCCUCAACCGAGACACUGACUAUCCUGAAAACAACACGCCUUUCUAUCUCUACGGUGUCAAGAAUGAACCAGAGGAAGUACUGGGAGGAGAGCAACAAGAGCCACCGGAAGCACACGUCUCUCACAUUCUCCUCAAGGCUCCCAACAUCGCCUUGUCCGCCAACGGUGUCACCUUCGACCCCCCGCUUGAUUCUGACACCAAGAAUGAACUCCCCAACGGAUUGAUUCUAACCCUUUCCAAAUACCCCGAAGCAGCAAUGCAGCCCUUCCCCAGCAGUAACAAAGACCUGCCACCAUCCUUCUUCUUCCGAAGCAACAGGAAGUAUGACGUUAAGGUCUGGAAAGAUCCCAAAGCCGCUGAGGCUGAGGGUCCCGGCCUGUUGAAGGAUUUGGAGAACCCAGACAACGGUCCAAUGUACGAGGGUAAAAUGACUCUCGGUCUGGACGUGGAUGUUGAUGCGGCCGGGCCCAAUUUAGACAAGAUCGACGCCGACAAGAAGCUAGAUUGCACAAAGUGGCAGAAGGAACUGGACAGCAUUGGCAAUGUCCUUAACGGCAAUCAUGUGGAUUCGCGUCACUAAAUGGGUUAUUGUUGAUUCUGUUUUUAGCUAGCAUGGUAUAUUAUGAGUCGUUC
Aspergillus wentii DTO 134E9 is the source of this 3122-nucleotide messenger RNA. Its product is annotated as pyridoxal phosphate-dependent decarboxylase family protein. Gene Ontology annotation, molecular function: carbon-carbon lyase activity; pyridoxal phosphate binding. The record is from RefSeq and is a predicted model, not a curated record. Lineage: Eukaryota; Fungi; Ascomycota; Eurotiomycetes; Eurotiales; Aspergillaceae. The transcript is spliced from 7 exons. Bases 1 to 3069 code for a protein of 1022 amino acids. Gene Ontology annotation, biological process: carboxylic acid metabolic process.